AUGGGCCUUGUCUGCAUUAUGGUAAGGAGAAACGGGAGAAUGCUUCAGGGUGGUCUUUAUUGCCUUUCCCUUGGGCUAAGCCAACACAAAGUCCUUCUGGAGACUCAAGCCCCACAGCAGGAGAUGCUGGGAGAUGCUGAGUUACUGCUGUCCCACCCACUUCCUCCUCAGGAGCCCCGCCCCACUCCUUCCUGCGCUCAGGCUGAGAAGAAAGCCAAGGUGAUUGCAGUAAUGAAUGCUGUCGAAGAAAACCAGGGGUCCACCGAGUCUCAGAAGGUGGAGGAGGCCAGUCCUCCUGCUGUGCAGCAGCCCACCGACCCCACAUCCUCCACUGUGGCCACCACGCCUGAGCCCGUGGGGGCUGAUGCUGGGGACAAGAACACCACCAAAGCAGCUGAUGAUCAACCGGAGUACGGGGACGGCCGGGGCUUUGGCAUUGGGGAGCUGGUGUGGGGGAAAUUGCGGGGCUUCUCCUGGUGGCCAGGCCGCAUUGUGUCUUGGUGGAUGACGGGCCAGAGCCUAGCAUCAGAAGGCACCCGUUGGGUCAUGUGGUUCGGAGAUGGCAAGUUCUCAGUGGUGUGUGUGGAGAAGCUGAUGCCGCUGAGAUCCUUCUGCAGCGCCUUCCGCCAGGCCACCUACAACAAUUAUCCCAUGUACCACAAGGCCAUCUACGAAGUACUGCAGGUGGCCAGCAGCCGAGCGGGGAAGCUGUUCCCGAUGUGCCACGACAACGAGAGCGACACUGCCAAGGCCGUGGAGGUGCAGAACAAACAGAUGAUCUAGUGGGCCCUGGGAGGGUUCCAGCCCUCUGGCCCCAAGGGCCUGGAGCCCCCAGAAGAGGAGACGAACCCCUACAAAGAAGUUUACACAGACAUGGGGGCUGAACCCGAGGCAGCUGCCUAUGCACUGCCUCCACCAGCAAAAAAGCCCUGAAAGAGCACAACUGAAAAGCCCAAGGUCAAGGAGAUAAUUGAUGAAUGCACAAGAGAGCGGCUGGUGUACGAGGUGUGGCAGAAAUGCCGGAACAUCGAGGACAUUUGCAUCUCUUGUGGAAGCCUCAACGUCACCCUGGAACACCCUCUUUUCAUCAGAGGAAUGUGCCAAAACUGCAAGAACUGCUUCCUGGAGUGUGCGUACCAGUAUGAUGAUGACGGCUAUCAGUCCUACUGCACCAUCUGCUGCGGGGGACACGAGGUGCUCAUGUGCAGGAACAACAAUUGCUGCAGGUGCUUUUGCGUUGACUGUGUGGAUCUCUUGGUGGGGUUGGGAGCUGCGCAAGUAGCCAUUAAGGAAGACCCCUGGAACUGCUACAUGUGCGGGCACAAGGGCACCUAUGGGCUGCUGCGGCGGCGAGAAGACUGGCCCUCUCGGCUUCAGAUGUUCUUCGUCAAUAACCACGACCAGGAAUUCGACCCUCCGAAGGUUUACCCACCUGUCCCAGCUGAGAAGAGGAAGCCCAUCCGGGUGCUGUCCCUGUUUGAUGGAAUCGCUACAGGGCUUCUGGUGCUGAAGGACUUGGGCAUUCAGGUGGAUCGCUGCAUCGCUUCUGAGGUGUGUGAGGACUCCAUCAUGGUGGGCAUGGUGCAGCACCAAGGGAAGAUCAUGUACAUCGGGGACGUCCACAGCGUCACACAGAAGCAUAUCCAGGAGUGGGGCCUGUUCGAUCUGGUGAUUGGGGGCAGUCCCUGCAAUGAUCUCUCCAUCAUCAACCCUGCCCGCAAGGGACUCUACGAGGGCACUGGCCGGCUCUUCUUUGAGUUCUACCGCCUCCUGCAUUAUGCACGGCCCAAGGAGGGAGAUGAUCACCCCUUCUUCUGGCUCUUUGAGAAAGUGGUGGCCAUGGGUGUUAGUGACAAGAGGGACAUCUCGCGAUUUCUCGAGUCCAACCCUGUGAUGAUUGAUGCCAAAGAAGUGUCAGCUGCACACAGGGCUCGCUACUUCUGGGGGAACCUUCCUGGUAUGAACAGGUCGUUGGCAUCCACUGUGAAUGAUAAGCUGUAGCUGCAGGAGUGUCUGGAGCACGGCAGAAUAGCCAAGUUCAGCAAAGUGAGGACCAUUACUACUAGGUCGACCUCCAUAAAGCAGGGCAAAGACCAGCAUUUCCCCGUCUUCAUGAAUGAGAAAGAGGACAUCUUAUGGUGCACUGAAAUGAAAAGGGUGUUUGGCUUCCCUGUCCACUAUACCAACGUCUCCAACAUGAGCCGCUUGGCGAGGCAGAGACUGCUGGGCCGGUCGUGGAGUGUGCCCGUCAUCCGCCACCUCUUCGCUCCGCUGAAGGAAUAUUUUGCUUGUGUGUAA
Balaenoptera ricei (Rice's whale) is the source of this 2298-nucleotide messenger RNA. RefSeq names its product DNA (cytosine-5)-methyltransferase 3A-like. Gene Ontology annotation, cellular component: nucleus; cytoplasm. Gene Ontology annotation, biological process: negative regulation of DNA-templated transcription. The record is from RefSeq and is a predicted model, not a curated record. Gene Ontology annotation, molecular function: DNA (cytosine-5-)-methyltransferase activity. NCBI's taxonomy places the organism in Eukaryota, Metazoa, Chordata, Mammalia, Artiodactyla, Balaenopteridae.